Messenger RNA from Paramecium sonneborni, 1232 nucleotides. The record is from the annotation of a GenBank genome assembly. NCBI's taxonomy places the organism in Eukaryota, Ciliophora, Oligohymenophorea, Peniculida, Parameciidae.
AUGAAUAAUUAAGAGUUGACAAUUUAAGAAAAAAUAAAGAUGGCAUAGUAAUAUAAAGAUGAAGGAAAUUAAUAUUUUAAAAAUUAAGAUUGGAAAAAAGCAUUAACUUGUUAUCAUAAAGUAUUUUUAUACAUAAAUGGUUUGAUAAGUUAAGAAAAUGAAUUGGCUUAAUAUGCUAAGGUAAAAUAAUAUAAUAUAAAUAUAGAAUCAAUUAACAACUUAAGAAGAGACUAAUAUUAUUCAAUAAUUAAAAUGCUAAACAUUUGGAAAUAUGGCUUAAGUCUAUAUUAAUUAAUAAAAGUAUGACAAAGGAAGAGAAGUUGCGAAGAAAAGUUUAGAGAUUAAUAAGAAUAUCAAAGUCCUGUAUAGAUUGGCUAUUUGCAACAUUGAAUUAAAUAAUUUGGAUGAAGCUAAGGAAUAGUUGAUUGAAGUGCAGAAAACUGAUAAUAAAAUAGACAUAAGAGAUUAGUUAAAAUAAAUCCAAGCCAAGGAAGCUAAAUAAGAUAAGGUGAUGGCUUAGGCAAUGAAAAAAUUAUUUGUUUGAUUUUAUAAAUAAUAGUAUAGAAACAAGCAAUCUUUUAAAUGUAGUUUAUAUUCAUUUAACUUUUCUAGAAGAAUUCGAGAUCCUAUAAUAAUAUGUAAAAUAAUAAUUAUAUCAAUAUCAAUAAUAAUAUUACAUCAUAUACAACUCCUUCUAAAGUUCGCAAAAGGUUUUAUUCGAUUUUAUAAAAUGUGCCAAAAAAUCUUGAUGACUUUUAAAACAUUUUGAUUUUUUGAAGCUUAAGACGGCUUAUUUCGAAUAUAACUAAACGACAAAUAUAUUCUUAGCUUAGAUUUUUUACAAAGUUCGAAUAAUGCAAUGAAUAUUAAAAAAAUGUUGAGCUUACUGUUUAGGAUUUUUUUGAAAAAUGUCAAGACUAUUUGGUGGGAUUAUCUUAAGUGAACAGUUAUUGCUACUAUAUCUAUGAUAACUAAAGGGGCAUUAAGUGGUUUUUAAUACAAUAGAAUAAGUAAUAAAAGAACCUUUCUAUUUAUUGACAGACAAUCAACUUUAUUUUUUUGAGUUUGAUCAGGAUGACCAUUCCCAUUUGUAAACUAAUUAAUAAUAAGUCAAUUAUAUUUCACUUGCUAGAGAAGAACAUUUUGAUCUAAUACUUGGUUAGAAUGGAUUAUUUCUUGCUGUAAAAUUUUAACACAAUAUUACUUAAAUAAUGGUUGGAAUGAUAUGGUGA